GAGAGGAGGGGGCCCUAACGGAGGAGGCUGAACACGGGCCUCCUCCUCUCUUAAAGCGCCCCUGGCUAUAAGUAACUAUGGAAACUAUGGGAUACAUCACCGGAUGCACAGUGAUGAGCGUAAUGCGGGAUGACGUUAUCAACUGGAGCCGCCAGGUCAGGUGCGUGGUCCUGCUACCGGAAUGGCGCCAUUCACUGAGGGGUGUGGGGAUAUAAGAUAUUCUCCAAAGAGUUUUAUCCUGGGGCUGCCAGAACUUAAUCCUAGGGGGUGACUUCAACACGGUCGUUGAUCCAUCCAUGGACAGAUCGGGGGCAGGACCACUGACCAAUGUAACUAUUGCAAAAGAUAAAGAAGGCAAUUUCAAGUCCUUUGGCUUUGUAUGCUUUAAGCAUGCUGAAUCUGUGCCAUAUGCUAUAUCCUUGCUAAAUGGCACACGCUUGUAUGGAAGGCCCAUUAAACUCCAGUAUCGAUUUGGAAGUUCUCAUUUCGAUGAACCAAACAAGGAUUUCCAAGGACCUGAUAAUGGUUUUGUCAGGAACCUAGCAGCUUGUGGAAUGCCAGUAAUGGGAGAACAUUAUGCAUCCCCUGUUCCAAUGUCCCCCAUGGAUAGCAGCUACUUAUCCCAGGCGUAUUUGUAUUUUCAUGGCAUGAUGAACCAGUUUAUAACUCUACAGCAACCAGCAUAUGGUUGGGGGACGCCAGAGGAACAAGGUGGCAUGCCAGCCCGGCUAUGGAACAGUGAAGCUUCCUUUGCCCCAUGCAGUGAACCCAGAGAAAACUGCGACGCUGGCCCCAGUUCUACAACUUGGGAAUCCCAUGGCUGCAAAGUGAACCAAAACAAGAGAAUAUCUUGUAAGCGAAGCAGAGUAAUCGAGAUCAGCGAUACGGACAGUGAUGGCCCAGAAAAUAGUGUCAAAAAACCCAAGCCUGCCAAAAAACGUAAAGCGAAGAGAAGAAAGUACUAGACCAGAACAUAGGCUACAAACCACGCCUGUGUAUUUCACUAAAUGGACUACAGUGACAUCCUGGAGAGGGUUCAAAGUAGACCCCACUGGACUACGAACAUGGCUUUAUUCUGAAAAACUCUAUAAUAUGUACUGUUAAUGUUAUUCUUGUUUCAGUAUGGAAAUAUUUAACUUAUUAAAAUGAAAUCUGUUACUUGCAAA
Molecule: messenger RNA, 1166 nt
Organism: Pseudophryne corroboree (corroboree frog)
Lineage: Eukaryota; Metazoa; Chordata; Amphibia; Anura; Myobatrachidae
Gene: RBM11
Product: RNA binding motif protein 11
Exons: 7
Coding region: 297-965 (222 amino acids)
Biological process (GO): regulation of alternative mRNA splicing, via spliceosome
Cellular component (GO): nucleus
Molecular function (GO): single-stranded RNA binding
Source: RefSeq, a predicted model, not a curated record